AUGGGUGAUCUUGUAAGGGGUCGUUCAAUACUUGGUGUAUUGGAAAAAGUUUUAAUUGUUGUAUUGAAAGACGAGUUCAAGUUCAAAACUGGACAAUUUCUGCCAAAUAAUAGCUCGUUUUCACAAUGGCUUUCCACCCAUUUUGCUGGAUAUGUGGCUGUACUUGGGAAGCCAAAUGUUGGAAAGAGUACACUAUCAAACCAAAUGAUAGGACAAAAGCUCUCAAUUGUUACAGAUAAACCUCAAACUAUGAGGCAUCGAAUCCUUGGUAUAUGUUCUGGCCCAGAGUAUCAGAUGAUUCUUUAUGACACACCUGGAGUUAUUGAGAAGAAAUUGCACAAAUUGGAUUCUAUGAUGAUGAACAAUGUCCGUAGCGCUGCCAUUAAUGCAGAUUGUGUUUUGGUGGUUGUUGAUGCGUGUAAGGAUCCCCAAAAGAUUGAUGAAGUGUUGGAAGAGGGUGCGGGAAACCUCAAAGAUAAGGUACCGAAAUUACUGGUUUUGAAUAAGAGGGACCUGAUCAAACCUGGUGAAAUGGCAAAGAAACUUGAGUGGUACGAGAAAUUCACCGUUGUUGAUGAGGUCAUACCAGUGAGUGCUAAAUAUGGUCAUGGAGUGGAUGAUGUCAAGGACUGGAUACUAUCAAAACUUCCAGUUGGGCCAGCUUAUUAUCCGAAGGAUAUUGCUAGUGAGCACCCAGAAAGAUUUUUUGUAGCUGAAAUUAUCAGAGAAAAAAUCUUUAUGCAAUACCGAGACGAAGUUCCUUAUGCCUGUCAGGUCAACGUUGUCAACUACAAAACUAGACCAACUGCAAUAGAUUUUAUUCAAGUUGAGAUUAUUGUUGAGAAAAACUCACAGAAGAUCAUCCUCAUCGGAAAGGAUGGGAAAGGUCUGAAACUACUGGCUACAGCUGCUCAGCUUGACAUUGAAGAUUUCUUGCAGAAGAAGGUUUUUUUGGAGGUUGAAGUGAAGGUAAAAGAAAAUUGGCGGCAAGAUGAAGGACUUCUGAAGCAUUAUGGAUAUGGAGGGCCAAUUCGAGCAUUAUAAUGCUGUGUUUCCAUUGCACUCGAUACAAAUUGCAGUGAAGAUGAUCGUGUAAUUGGAAACUCAUGAUUUAGUGUGCAUUAAGUGAUUAUGUGAUGAUGUUUCUUAUUUGGUAGUGUGAUCAAGUUGGAAAUUGCAGAAGCUUGUCAUCGAUCUUCUCAAUAGCUGGAGUCAGGUACUGUAAUAUUCAUUGUGAAUCGCUCUUAGGCCACGGUGUUGGGUACCGCACAGUAUUGUAUUUUCUUUACUAUUUUGGUGUUAGUUUUAGGUAUCUUCUUUCCCUUUCCCUUGGCAUUACGUCAACGUGGAUCACGUCACUUUUUUAUUUGGCAAAAUUUUUUGGUCUUCGAUUAUCCAAAGUGAGGUCAUUACCCCCUUAGUUGGUAAGGCACUUAGUUCUCUGAUUGGGUGUGCCCGUGUUCGAGUCCCUCCCCUAAUUUGUCGGGAAAAAAAAAAUUACUGGCUUAGGUGGCUAAUCUCUGAUAGUUAUGCUUGCAUGGAGAUGGAGCCAUGGACUCGCAUCAGUCUUUGUUAUCCUACAACUGCUUCCCCGGCUUGUACUUCAUGGACUAAUUUAUUCUUUUGUUAAAACGUAGUCAAGUUUAUGGAACCAACCCUGCUUGCAAUACGAAUAUCAUUUAUGUUACUUCUAUUUUUUAUUUAUUUGGAGCAUGUAGAUUUCUUGAAGAAAAAAUUAAGAUGGUUUGUUGACUUCAAUAGCAUGUUCUUUAGGCUCUUCUGUUUUGAAGUAAAAUAUUUUUAAAAAUAUAUAUAUAUAUAUAUGUAUAUAUAUAUUUUGAUGUUUGGUUGUCGUAAAAUAUGUACAAAGAAAAAAAAAUAUUAAAACCUAACAAAAAUAACUUAUCCAUUAAUUUUUGAUAAAUUAUUUUAUACAACUUACCUGAUGGAAUUCACCUAGACUUUUGCUGAACAUAUAAAAAAAAAUAAAAAAUAAAAAAUAAAAAUAAAAAAAAU
Molecule: messenger RNA, 2016 nt
Organism: Cornus florida
Lineage: Eukaryota; Viridiplantae; Streptophyta; Magnoliopsida; Cornales; Cornaceae
Product: GTPase ERA-like, chloroplastic
Exons: 10
Coding region: 1-1044 (347 amino acids)
Biological process (GO): ribosomal small subunit assembly
Molecular function (GO): ribosomal small subunit binding; rRNA binding; GTP binding
Source: RefSeq, a predicted model, not a curated record